This is a messenger RNA of Oryzias melastigma (Indian medaka), 6341 nucleotides long. RefSeq lists its product as uncharacterized. Lineage: Eukaryota; Metazoa; Chordata; Actinopteri; Beloniformes; Adrianichthyidae. Gene Ontology annotation, biological process: DNA integration. The transcript is spliced from 2 exons. Gene Ontology annotation, molecular function: nucleic acid binding. The record is from RefSeq and is a predicted model, not a curated record. Bases 160 to 5883 code for a protein of 1907 amino acids.
CACGUCUCACGCGCAAGGAGCUGCAGUAGCCGGAGUGGCCACAAGAGGGAGCAGCGAUACACGGAAAAAGGACUGGAAGAUCAAAUUACUAGAUGCAUUGGUGCAAGAAGAGCAAAACUGACACAACUUACAUCAAAAACAAAUAAGAUUGCAGAGUUAAUGGAAAGUGAUGAGAACUUGAAACUUGUUGAUGAACAUUUAAAUGAGUGCUCAAAGCUAUUGAACGAAUUCAUUCAUGCAAAUGAACAAGUUCUCAAGUUUUUGCCUGAUGAUGAAAAGGACUCAGACCAAGAGUUGUGGUUUCAGCCAAAAAAGAAUCGAAUUUGUGAGCUAAUGGAUAAAGCUGAAAAAUGGAAAAACCUCACUCAACAAAAUUAUCAAGAAGAUGUGAGUCCAGAUGAUAGUGUCUCGGUUACAGAUUCAAAGGUAAAAGGCAAAUCUGCUUCCUGUGUCAGUGGAUCAGUCAUCAGUGGAUGUUCGUCAAGAUCUUCUAGAGUGUCAUCAGUAUCAUCUGCACGUCACAAGGCUCAAGCAGAACGGGCGGCUUUGCUUGCACGUGCAGCAUCACUGAAACAGAGACAGGCAUUGGACAUCGAAGAGUGCAAAUUAAAGACAAAAAGAGAGCAACUUGAGAUUGAGACAGCCAUUGCUGAAUCUACAGCCAAAAUAAAGGUGCUUGAAGAGUGUGAACAUGAAAACAGGAGGGAUCCUGCAAUCACUGCUAAAGUAAGUCUGAUGGAUAACCAAUUGCCACAUAUUCAAAUUGUUGCUGAAAGCCACCAGAACUCAGCACAGUUAAAUUCAAAUGUUUUUCGAAGCAAUGAUUCCAACACCAUAGAGCAGUUAAAUGUUCAGAGUUCACCAGUGAGUUUGUGUGAAGUCAUGCUAAAACAAAAUGACAUCACAGAGAUGCUAGUUAAGCAACAGAAACAGUCACAGUUGCCUCAGAGAGACGUCCCUGUGUUCAGUGGGGACCCACUUGAGUUUCAACCCUUUAUAAGAGCAUUUGAUCACACUAUUCAUGAUAAGACUGACAGUGAUACUGACCGACUGUAUUACCUUGAGCUGUUUACCAGAGGUGAGCCAAGAGAUUUGGUCAGAAGCUGUCAGCACAUGAAUUCACAACAUGGCUACCCAGAAGCAAGGAAGUUACUUAACCAUCAUUAUGGAAAUGAGCUAAAGAUUGCCACUGCAUAUAUGAACAGAGCAUUUAACUGGCCACAAAUUAAACCAGAUGACUCUAAGGCUCUUCAGAGUUACUCUUUGUUUUUAACUGGGUGCAACAAUGCAAUGCAAGAUAUUUGUCAUCUUCAAGAGCUGGACCAUCCUACAAAUCUCAGAAUCAUUGUUUCAAAGUUGCCGUACAAGAUGAGAGAAAUGUGGAGAGUAUCAGCAUUUGAUAUACAAGAGGCAACUGGAAGAAGAGCAAAGUUUUCAGACCUUGCCAAGUUUGUAAACAGACAAGCAAAAAUUGCUACUGAUCCAGUUUUUGGAGACAUUAAAGGCUCAGAAGAUAAAGCUAAACCUUAUGUUAAUGAAAAAAUUAAUCGGACAUCCAGGCUAAAAGGAAGCUCAUUUGCUACAAGUGUUGUACCAGCUGUGAAAGAAAAGUGUACUCAAGUUGAUAAAAGUCCAAGUCCUCCCAGUCGUAAUCCAUUUCAGCAGCCAUGCCUUUACUGUGAGAAGCAGCAUGCUUUGUCAGACUGCUACAAGAUCCGAAAUAAGCCCCACAGUGAAAGGUUGGAGUUCCUCAAGGAAAAUGGGUUGUGUUUUGGAUGCUUGACGCCAGGACAUUUAAGUAAAUAUUGUAAGAAGAGGGCUUCAUGUGAUCAAUGUCCCAAAAAACAUCCCACUAUGCUCCAUUUCUCAAAGGAUGAUGAUGACGAAGCAGAAAAGAACAGCCAAAAAACACCUGCGGCCACACCAAGCAGUGAACUGACAACCAUCUCAAGUGGAACAUGUGGUGCUACUGGGGCUGGUAAAGAUAACAGGGUUUUGUCAAUUGUGCCUGUGUAUGUCAAGUUAAAGAAAGGCAGCAAGGCAAUAUCGACAUAUGCAUUCCUGGACAAUGGAAGCCAAGCCACCUUCUGCUCGGAGAAGUUGAUGAGACAGCUUGGCAUAGAAGGUAGGAAAACUCACAUACUGCUUCGCACUAUGGGUCAAGAAAAGUUAACACCAAGUUACCAUCUCUCAGGUUUGCAAGUGUGCGGUCUCAAAGAAAGCCUUUUCAUUGACUUGCCUGACAUUUACACUCAUUCAGACAUUCCAGUGUCUAAAGAAAGCAUCCCAUUGCAACAGGAUUUGGAAAGAUGGCCACAUCUUCAUGGAGUUCAGUUGCCUAAAAUACAGGCAGAUGUUGGUCUCUUGAUUGGAUGUGAUGUAUAUAAAGCUAUGGAACCAUGGGAUAUCAUUCACAGUGUAGACAAUGGUCCAUAUGCAGUUCGAACAGUUCUGGGUUGGGUCAUUAACGGUCCUCUCAGAGAUGGAAAUGUCAACAUUUCAUCUGAAAAUGAUCAUCCUGUUUCAGUCAACCGCAUCUCUAUUGCAACAGUUGAAGAUCUGUUGAUGCAACAGUUCAAUCAUGAUUUCCCUGAGAAAGCCAGUGAGGAAAAGCAGGAAAUGUCAUGGGAAGACAUUAAAUUUAUGAAUUCUGUAAAUGAGACAUGCACAAAAGUUGAUGGGCAUUACAGCAUUGGUCUUCCCCUAAGAAACAAAAACCUCAAGAUGCCAAACAAUCGCUGUGUUGUUGUACAAAGAGCAGAAAACUUGAGAAGAAAGUUAAUCAGAAACGAGGAUUUCUACAAGGAGUACAAGAAGUUCAUUUCUGAUCUGUUGGCUAAAGGUUAUGCUGUGGAGGUACAAGAGAAAGACAGUGUGACCACCAGCAACAGGAACAACAACAGAGUUUGGUACAUACCUCAUCAUGGGGUGUACCAUCCUCAAAAGAAAAAACUCAGAGUAGUUUUUGACUGUGCAUCGUCAUACCAAGGUGUAUCACUGAACGCAGAACUAAUGCAAGGCCCCGACCUGACGAACAGCCUCUUGGGAGUGUUGACAAGAUUUCGACAUGACAACAUUGCUUUAAUGUCUGAUGUAGAGGCUAUGUAUCACCAGGUGCGAGUGCCACCAGAAGACAGUGACCUUCUGCGAUUUUUGUGGUGGCCAGAGGGAAACAUAAACCAGCCUUUACAAGAUUACAAGAUGGUUGUGCAUCUGUUUGGUGCGACCUCCUCACCCAGCUGUGCAAACUUUGCUUUGAAGAAGACAGCUGAGGAUGCAAAAAGUUUGAUGGCACCUGCUGCAGUGAAUGCAAUCAUGAACAAUUUUUAUGUGGAUGAUUGCCUCAUCUCUGUGUCAGAUGGAAUUGAGGCAUGUAACAUGGUUAACGAUCUUACAGAACUGUGUGAGAGUGGUGGGUUCCACCUUACCAAAUGGAUGACUAACGACAGAGCAGUUCUUGCUUCGAUUCCUGAAAAGGAACGUGCUAAAGAAGUUAAAGAUCUGGACUUGAGCAAUGAUCCGUUGCCUGAUGAAAAGGUCCUUGGAGUAAACUGGUGUGCAGAACUUGAUCAAUUUAAGGUCAGUUUAAAUCCAAAGAGUAUGCCACACACAAGACGGGGUAUUUUGUCAUUUGUAAGUGCAAUGUAUGACCCUUUAGGAUUUUUGUCACCAGUUAUUCUUCCAGCAAAAAUGAUUCUUCAAGAACUGUGCUGUCAAAAGAUCUCAUGGGAUGAAAACAUUCCACCAGAACUGGAACAGAGGUUUUUAGUGUGGCUUUCAGAUCUGGCAAGGCUUGAUGGGUUUGCAGUGAACAGGUGCCUGAAACCUGUUAAAUUUGGAAAAAUCAGCUCUGCACAACUUCAUCAUUUUGCUGAUGCGAGCGAGAGAGGGUAUGGAGUUGUGACCUACCUUCGCAUGAAAAAUGACAACCUUGAAACCCAUUGUUCUUUCAUCAUUGGCAAGUCCAGAGUAUCACCUCUAAAACAAAUGACAAUUCCACGUCUGGAACUGACUGCUGCCACAGUGGCUGUGAAGAUGGACAAACUCAUGAACAGAGAGUUACAAAUCCCGCUUGAGCAAUCAGUGUUUUGGACAGACAGCACCACUGUGUUAAAGUAUAUUGCCAGUGAGAACAUCAGAUUCAAAACAUUUGUUGCAAACAGAGUAUCAUUCAUCAGAGAAAACACCGAACCAAAUCAGUGGAUGUAUGUGAACUCUGAGUUGAACCCCGCAGACCACGCAUCAAGGGGAUUAAGAGCAGAUUCUUUCAUAAAGUGUCAAGAAUGGAUUAAUGGGCCUGACUAUCUUACAAGAGACAAGAAAUAUUGGCCAGUGUCACCAGACAGGAAGGAUGUGACAGACAAUGAUGUUGAGAUCAAAAGACAAGUCAAUGUGAAUGCCACAAAUGUUAGCGAAGAUCUGCUAAACAAGCUCAUCUGUCAUUAUUCAGAGUGGCACAAACUGAAGAGAGCAGUGUCAUGGUUUCUGAUAUUGAAGCAGUUGCUUCUCAAGAUUAGCAGACAUCGCAAGGAUCUCUUGUCACAAGUGAGCGACAAAAACAACAAAGAAAUGUCAGUUGAGGCUGUUGACAAGCAAAUGCAGAAGUUCAAGUCAGCUAUUGAAGGAUCUUUGCUCACUGCUGAUGAUGUUGCAGAAGGAGAACUUGAGAUUAUCAAAUAUUGUCAACGUCAACACUUCAGUCAAGAACUCCUGGCUCUUCAGAAAGAUGCUAAGCAUCCUGUGAUUCUUCCCAAAGACCAUCAUGUGUCUACGUUGAUCCUCAGGGGGAUACAUCAGGAAACGGGACACAGCGGGAGGAAUUACACACUUUCACGGCUGAGAGAGAAGUUUUGGAUUCCGCAAGCAGAUUCUGCCAUCAGAAAAAUACUCUCAAAGUGUGUCACAUGCAAAAGAGUAUUGUCAAAACCUGGACAGCAAAGAAUGGCCAAUUUGCCUCAAGAUCGUUUGGUGCCAGACAAGCCUCCCUUCUCCAAUGUUGGAAUAGACUAUUUUGGACCUUUUGAUGCGAAGUGUGGAAGAAGCACUGUAAAAAGAUAUGGGGUGUUGUUCACAUGUCUCACUGUUAGAGCAAUACACAUUGAAGUAGCACACUCACUUGACACGGACUCUUGCAUAAAUGCCAUCAGGAGAUUCAUUGCGAGGAGAGGGCAAGUUUCUAUCCUGAGGUCAGAUAACGGUACAAACCUUGUGGGAGCUGAAAAGGAAAUGCGAGAAGCUAUAAAAAAUUGGAACCACGCAAAAAUCUCAGAGACGCUUGUGCAAAAGAACAUCACAUGGAUAUUCAACCCGCCAGCAGGCUCACAUUUUGGAGGCAUUUGGGAAAGACAGAUUCGUUCUGUGAGGAGAAUCCUUAACCAAACCCUAAAGCAACAGACUCUUGAUGAUGAGCUCCUUCAGACUUUCUUUUGUGAAGUUGAGGCGAUUGUUAAUGGCAGGCCCAUAACACGAGUGUCAAAUGACAUAAAUGAUUUGGAGGCACUCACACCAAAUCAUUUGCUACUGCUAAAAGGACAGCCACAUUUGCCACCAGGCAUAUUUUGCAAAGACGACUUGUAUGCCAGAAGAAGAUGGAAGCAGAUACAGUAUUUGUCUGACAUCUUUUGGAAGCGUUGGACAAAGGAGUAUCUUCCACUUUUGCAAGAGAGACAGAAGUGGUUUGUGACCAGGAGAAAUCUGAAGUGUGGAGAUGUUGUGCUUAUUGUUGAUGAUAGUGCUCCAAGAAACUCCUGGUUGAUGGGAAAAGUGGAAAAGACCGUCUCUGACUCAAAUGGACUUGUCAGGCGUGUUUUUGUUAGAACUAAAAGUAGUGUGUUAGAAAGACCAGUGACUAAGCUAUGUUUACUGUUGGAAAUGGAUGAGUAAACAUUAUUGUUCAGAUUGUAACCAAGAUGCUUCAGUCUGUUCUGUGCUAUUUUAUGUUUAUAAUGCAAUCUGUAUGUCGGUGAUAUUACCAGUUUAACUAUGUUUUGAAGAAUUAUUAUUCUGAAGUGAGUUAAUUUGACCAUUGCAGUCUUGAAUUUGAUGUUAAAUGUCGUUUAAUGUUCUAAUGUAAUUGUUAUGUUGUGCAUUAACAAUUAGGGGCUGGAAUGUAAGCGCCAUUUAUGCAAUAUAUUUUUUGUUAUUGCCAGUAAUGUUAAUUUUUUCAGUUUAAAGAACAAUUUAUGCUUUUAUUUUGAAGUGAAUGACUUUCGUUUAGAAACAGGAAAUAUUUUCUUUUGGUGAGGCAUUUCCGCUUAUAAAUCUGUAAUAAAAGAAUGGUCGGCGGAGCCAUACGGUUGUUUUACCGUUCAUUAAAGAUGGCAUCAUUUUAACGCGUAAAA